UUGCGAGCUAACCAUAAAACUGCUUCAGCCGGUAGACUUUUCUAGAACCACCGCUCCUCCGCCGAUAUCCACCGCCAUUACCAGGCGAUUAGCUCCAGAUGGAUCUUCUCCUUGUCGAGAAGGCUCUAUUCGCUCUGUUCUUCGCGAUAAUCGUCGCCGCCGUGGUGUCGAAGCUACGAGGGAAGAAGUUCAAACUGCCGCCAGGACCGAUUCCGAUUCCGAUAUUUGGUAACUGGUUGCAAGUCGGCGACGAUUUGAACCACCGGAAUCUGAAAGACUAUGCAAAGAAGUUCGGAGACCUUUUCCUGCUCCGGAUGGGGCAGCGCAACCUCGUUGUCGUGUCGUCGCCGGAGCUUGCUAAGGAGGUGCUCCACACGCAGGGGGUGGAGUUCGGAUCGCGCACGCGGAACGUGGUGUUCGAUAUCUUCACCAACAAAGGGCAGGACAUGGUGUUCACGGUGUACGGCGAGCAUUGGCGGAAGAUGCGGCGGAUCAUGACCGUGCCGUUCUUCACCAAUAAGGUUGUGCAGCAGUACCGCCAGGGAUGGGAGGCGGAAGUCGCGGCGGUGGUCGAGGAUGUGAAGAAGAAUCCUGAGUCGGCGACCAAUGGAAUCGUGCUGAGGAAGAGACUGCAGUUGAUGAUGUACAACAAUAUGUACAGGAUCAUGUUCAAUCGAAGGUUCGAGAGCGAGGACGAUCCGUUGUAUAUGAAGCUCAAGGUCUUGAACGCGGAGAGAAGCCGAUUGUCUCAGAGCUUUGAGUACAACUAUGGCGAUUUCAUCCCCAUUUUGAGGCCAUUCCUCAAAGGAUAUCUCAAGGUCUGCAAGGACGUCAAGGACAGGAGAUUGCAACUUUUCAAGGACAACUUCGUCGAUGAGCUAAGGAAGCUUGCAGGCACAAAGAAAAUCGACCAUGGCACCGGAAAAUGUGCAAUGGAUCACAUUCUUGAUGCCCAACAGAAAGGAGAAAUCAACGAAGACAACGUCCUCUUCAUCGUCGAGAACAUCAACGUUGCCGCCAUCGAGACAACCCUGUGGUCGAUCGAGUGGGGCGUCGCGGAGCUUGUGAACCACCCGCAAGUCCAGAGCAAGCUCCGGGAAGAGCUUGACCGGGUGCUCGGUCCUGGAGUCCCUGUAACCGAACCCGACACCCAGAAGCUCCCAUACCUCCAGGCAGUGAUCAAGGAGAGCCUCCGGCUCCGGAUGGCGAUCCCCCUCCUCGUCCCCCACAUGAACCUCCACGAUGCUAAGCUCGACGGGUAUGACAUCCCGGCAGAAUCGAAGAUCCUGAUCAACGCAUGGUGGCUGGCCAACAAUCCCGAGCAAUGGAAGAAUCCGGAAGAGUUCAGGCCGGAGAGGUUUCUCGAGGAAGAAUCCCACGUCGAGGCGAACGGGAAUGACUUCAGAUUCCUGCCGUUCGGCGUGGGCAGGAGGAGUUGCCCGGGAAUCAUCCUGGCAAUGCCGAUCAUCGGGAUCACUCUGGGCGGCCUCGUGCAGAACUUCGAGCUACUUCCGCCGCCCGGGCAGACGGAGAUCGACACGACGGAGAAAGGCGGGCAGUUCAGCCUCCACAUUUUGAAGCAUUCAACCGUUGUGUUGAAGCCACGCCAGGUUAAGUAACUAGUAAGUAAGAAUGAAUUUGAUUUAAUUUGAUAAAACAAAACACAUUUUAUAUGUUGGUGAUGUAUCAUUGUUGGCUUGUCUGUCUGUUAAGUUUAUUUUAUUUUUUAUGUGUAUUAUGAUUGUGAACGAUGAACAAAUGAACGAACGAUCACAAACA
Molecule: messenger RNA, 1779 nt
Organism: Andrographis paniculata
Lineage: Eukaryota; Viridiplantae; Streptophyta; Magnoliopsida; Lamiales; Acanthaceae
Product: trans-cinnamate 4-monooxygenase-like
Exons: 3
Coding region: 99-1619 (506 amino acids)
Biological process (GO): lignin metabolic process
Molecular function (GO): trans-cinnamate 4-monooxygenase activity; iron ion binding; heme binding
Source: RefSeq, a predicted model, not a curated record